GAAUUGUCUCCCUUGAAAAUUGCACUCGUCGAUAAAGCUGACAUUCUGUACACACACACGGUAUCCGGAACGGACAAGUGCGGACGAGGGAAGACCAUUAGACUACACUCGAAGCCGGCAAGGAGCGAAAAACAUCAAAUCAUGCCUCUUCUUGUUGGUGAGCACUUAGUCGAAGAUGAUGUGACCAGCAUAGAUGCUUUCUUAAACAAAUUCUGUAACCUUAAGGCAUCAUCAAAGCUCCUCUGCAAUCAAACAACAUGUUCUGUUGGACCAAAUGAAUUACUGUAUGUUGGACAACGGGAGAUUGGUGGAACUUCACCUUCAGAUGAUGUGAUAUCAGUUCUUGGCAGCGAAGAUGCCACAACUUGUCACAUUGUUGUGCUACAACAUUCUGGCUCAAGGGCUUCCUGUAUUGGUCAUUUUGAUGGAUGUAACAGCAAACAAGGAUUAGAGAAUAUGCUGGAGCUUGUACUAAAGUUGUCCAAGGACAAACCAGAAGGCCAACUCAAUCUGCACCUUAUUGGAGGGUUUGAAGAUGUCAAGGGAUUAUCUCAUCCAUUGUCCUUAGAAUUACUGAAUACACUGAGAUUGUUCAGGGAAAAUAUUCAUCUUCAGACAGCGUGUAUAGCAGAAAUCAACACUAGACAAGUGAAUGGAGUGCCCUUUCCAGUUGUGUAUGGAGUAGGUGUUGAUAUCAAAUCAGGCGAGAUCUAUAAGGCCACAUUUUUGGACAAGGGUCCUGAUUUGCCUCUGCGUGGGGCACGAACUUUUACUGGGACAAAAGAGAUGAUGAUCAUAUAUGACCCAAUGACACAACUGAUGUCAAUAGAACCAUUUUCAUACCAACAGAUGUCGAAUAUGGACUACUGGUGUAAUGCCACUGAUCACACCAUCAGACAGAAUCUAUCAACAUCUCCUGAUCAGGAGCCAAAGAACUUUGCAAUUCAUGUGAGAGAGUGUCUACAACAGAUACGAGACCAUCCUCAUCCACUCUUGACUAUGUUCAAAAAUGGAAAACCACGAUGUUACAAGAAAGAUGUGUCAGGCAUCUGGACUUUCAUAUGCUGAAAUCUAUUGGCAGAAUUACAAACUGCCUGUUGAACAUACUGACUGAUUCAGGAGAUAGUAUUUUGUGAAUUAUCGCAUGUUUUAUGACUAAGUGAAUUCAAGCAAAUUAAUUACCUAAUCAUUAGAACUGAGAGGGAAUACUUUUAUACAUAUAGCGAAGUAGAAAAUCCUUUUUCAAAAUGUUUCCGUGGAUAUGUGUACCACAUUCUUAAUAUGAGUAGACCAUUGAUUGGGUUGUUGACAUCAAUGAGAAAAUGAAGAGAUGAUAUUAGUAUUUUCUAUACCAUUUCUCAGGCAAUACACAGAUGAAAAAUAAAAACAUCAAUCAUUUUAUA
This is a messenger RNA of Haliotis rubra (blacklip abalone), 1403 nucleotides long. Its product is annotated as protein N-terminal asparagine amidohydrolase-like. The transcript has 11 exons. Gene Ontology annotation, cellular component: nucleus. Gene Ontology annotation, biological process: ubiquitin-dependent protein catabolic process. Gene Ontology annotation, molecular function: protein-N-terminal asparagine amidohydrolase activity. The record is from RefSeq and is a predicted model, not a curated record. Lineage: Eukaryota; Metazoa; Mollusca; Gastropoda; Lepetellida; Haliotidae. The coding region runs from base 142 to 1068 and encodes 308 amino acids.